Molecule: messenger RNA, 2270 nt
Organism: Durio zibethinus
Lineage: Eukaryota; Viridiplantae; Streptophyta; Magnoliopsida; Malvales; Malvaceae
Source: RefSeq, a predicted model, not a curated record
UUUUGUGAAUUUGUGGAGAUCCCAACUCCCAAAGCAUUUUUUUGGCCACAUUCCCUAAGCAUUUAGAGGGUAUGAAUGCAAUAAUUCUUUUAUUCACAGGUCAUAACUAUAAAUAAGCUGAAAUUAUGGGUAAAAAAAGAGAGAAUAAUAUAUCUUCCCUUAUUUCGCUAAGUAAAUUACUAAAUAGUCCACUAUUACCCAACGGCUAGUACGUAAAACGGUAACCUCAACGGUCGAAAAUUUCAAAUCUUUUCUCCUAAAACCUCUCUAAAUCACAUCGAUUCUUCCUCAAACACUCUUCACUCUUCUCUCUAAAGGCCCUCUCUUUCUUCAUCUUUGACAUCACUGCAAAAAAAACAAAGAAAAGAAAUAGAAAACUGUGUUUUCGAAGAUGUUGCAAGACAUGUGGAAUGCUCCUCCUGGAUUCAGGCCUUCUAAGUCGGCCCCUACUUCUCCGGCGAAGCCUCUCGGGGUUUCAAGAACUCGGUCUGAGUCCUUCCAUGCCAUCCACAAAGUCCCAAUCGGUGACACUCCAUAUGUUAGAGCCAAGAAUGUUCAAUUGGUAGAUAAAGAUCCGGAGAGGGCGAUUCCUUUGUUUUGGGCAGCCAUUAAUGCAGGUGAUAGGGUGGAUAGUGCCUUGAAAGAUAUGGCCAUUGUCAUGAAGCAACAAAAUAGAGCAGAGGAAGCCAUUGAAGCUAUCAAGUCAUUGCGUAGUAGAUGCUCAGAUCAAGCCCAGGAGUCUCUUGAUAACAUUUUGUUGGAUCUCUACAAGAGAUGUGGAAGAUUGGAUGACCAAAUAGCAUUAUUGAAGCACAAAUUGUAUAUGAUUCAACAAGGGCUGGCUUUCAAUGGGAAGCGCACCAAGACAGCCAGGUCUCAGGGAAAGAAAUUUCAGGUCUCUGUGGAGCAAGAAGCAACUCGGUUGCUGGUAAAACAGUCUUCUCAUCCUUGGUUUUUAUAUAAUAAACGUAUAAACUUUAAAUGGAUACAUGCAUUUAAGAAUUUUCUUUUUCUUUUUCAGGGAAACUUGGGAUGGGCAUUGAUGCAGCAGAACAACUAUAUUGAAGCAGAAGAUGCUUAUCGCCGGGCACUUUCAAUUGCUCCAGAUAAUAACAAGAUGUGUAAUCUGGGUAUUUGUUUGAUGAAGCAAGGUAGAAUUACUAAGGCUAAAGAAACUUUGCGAAGAGUGAAACCAGCGGUCGCGGAUGGACCAAGAGGGGUAGAUUCCCAUCUCAAGGCCUAUGAGAAGGCGCAGCAGAUGCUUAAGGACCUUGAGUCUGAGAUGAUGAACAAGGUAGGGGACCGGAUUGAACAGAGUCGGCUCUUUGACGCCUUCCUUGGUUCUUCAUCAAUUUGGCAGCCCCAGCCUUGCAAGGAUCCUAUCAGCUUACCAACCGCAAAUGCAGUCAAAUCACAUGAUGAUUUUGCUGAUGAGAACAUCAAUUCGAAUAUAAUGACAAAUCAGAUGGUUGCUUUUCCUUUUGGAAAUUCUCUAAAUAUUGAUGCACCACCGUUCUAUUCAUCAAAAUUCGUGAAGGAUCCUGUUGUAAAAGAUCCAGCUGGGAAUCAAUUGCAUGAGACCCUCAAAAGAACAAGGUCCGGAAACUCUGCUAACUCUAUGAGAGUGAAUGAAAUGGAAGACUACACAAGGCCUUUUUCUGCAGAACCGGAAAAACCAGAGAUUAAGGCAAGAAGGCUCUCUCCUUCAUCUGAAGAGAAAGGAGACAAAUUGGCAGAUUUAUUACCCGAUAGCCAAGACUUUGAAGAGGCUAUCAUUGCUGCAGUUCUAGGCCCAACAAAUGAACCAGGGAAUGGGAUUGGGACCAGCACCCCAAGGAUCUUUCCAAAGAAAAUUGACAAGAGGCUUAAGGUUUUCCAAGACAUUACUCUUUCUUUGAGUCCUAGAGCCUGACUUAGUCUUAUCUUUUUAACCGUCUUAACUAAUUUAAUUUCUUAAGUUGUAUUCUUAGGUUGGAGAUGAACUUGUUCUCCAAUCUCCUUCACUCACUAUUCCGGUAGAAUGAGGGGUGGCAGUUUUUAUGCAUUAUUCACAUUUUAUGUUUGCCUCUCAACAAGGCUCAUCCACAUCCAUCAAAAUAAUAAUAAAUUCACUUCAGCACUCCACAACUUUUAUCCUGCUUCCUUUUCCUCCUAUAUUUCCUCCUUUUCCUGCCAGAUAUUCAGAAGGCACGGCAAAUUAAAACCAAAUCACCCACAGGGAUGGCCCAAUUUGUGCAUUCAUUGUCUUGAUAUGGCGAUUGGAAUAUCAA